Messenger RNA from Sordaria macrospora k-hell, 1197 nucleotides. RefSeq lists its product as uncharacterized. Gene Ontology annotation, molecular function: 2-oxoglutarate-dependent dioxygenase activity. The record is from RefSeq and is a predicted model, not a curated record. Gene Ontology annotation, cellular component: cytoplasm. NCBI's taxonomy places the organism in Eukaryota, Fungi, Ascomycota, Sordariomycetes, Sordariales, Sordariaceae.
AUGUCUCCUUCAGCAGUUGAAUCCGCCCAACAGACGGUUGACGAGAUCAAGACCAAGGUCCUCCCCGUUCAGCAAAAGUCUACCGUCAUCGAGGCCAAUAUUCCCGAGACUGAAGGUCUUCCCAAGAGACUCGAGGAUCACAAGGAGGCCCUUAAGCUCAGCGGUGCUCUUGAGCAGUUCGAGAGCUUCGAGGUUACCCCCGCUCUAGGCCGCGAGUAUGUCAAUGUCGAUCUCUCGGAGUUGCUCCGUGCUCCCAACUCUGACGAGCUCCUGAGGGAUCUUGCCAUCACCAUUUCCCAACGCGGUGUCGUCUUCUUCCGCAAGCAGGAUAACCUCACCGAUGACCUCCAGAAGGAACUCGUUGACAGACUCGGCAAGCUCGCCGGCAAGCCCGCAACUUCGGGCCUUCACAUCCACCCCAUCAGCAACGCCAGCCGCGAGCACGGUGGUGGCGACAACGAGAUCAGCGUCAUCUCCUCUGAGCAAGCCAAGGCACUAUACAAGGACAGGUUCUCGUACAAGGGCGUCGGCGUCAGCACCGGCCGCCAGAGCGCCAAGGAUCAGUGGCACUCCGACAUCACCUUCGAGCCCAUCCCCAGCGACUAUGCUCUCCUGAGGCUGGUUCAGCUCCCCAAGACCGGCGGUGAUACCCUCUGGGCCUCCGGCUACGAGCUCUACGACCGCAUCUCGCCCACCCUGCGCUCCUUCCUCGACACCCUCACCGCCUACUACGCCCAGCCUCUGUUCAAUGAGGCGGCCAAGCGCAACGGCUUCAGCGUGUACAGCGGCGAGCGAGGUGCCCCCGAGAACGUCGGCGAGACUCUCGAGGCCAUCCACCCCGUCAUCCGCACCAACCCCGUCACCGGCUGGAGGUCAGUCUACGCCGUCGGCCACCACUGCCAGCGCAUCAACGGCCUGACCGAGGAGGAGAGCAAGUACUUCCUCAACUGGUUUACCCAGCUCAUUGUCGAGAACCACGACCUGCAGGUGCGCCUCAAGUGGCAGAACCCCAACGAUGUCGCCAUCUGGGACAACAGGAGCGUGUACCACGCUGCCACUCCCGACUAUGUCUUCGAGGAGGGUCUCGGCGAGCGCAAGGGUAACAGGGCGGUCAGCUUGGGCGAGAGGCCAUACUUUGAUUCUCAGAGCACCAGCAGGAGGGAAGCGCUCAAGAUCAAAUCGCACCUCGGAUUGUAA